AUGGUGAACCAGAUGAAGCAGUCACCAAUCAGAGCAGCAGGAUCUGAACAUGGGAGUUCCAAAGCUAAAUUAUUGCUUUCAGUGCAUGGUUUCUGGUUUUGGCAACAAGGCUACUGGCUAAAAGAUGACAAGGGAGUAAAGUACGGCUGGGGCCUGCCUGAAAUAGUGGACCAGUAUCAGGGAGGCAUUCAUAAGAUACAAGAGAGCACAAAAGUGAUUGACCAGCUCUCAUCAUUUAGACUUAUUAUUCUUUCUCUCUCCUCUCCUCCCCCGCCCCCGUUUUGUUUUGUUUUAAAAUUGGCAAUAGGCUCACCUGCAACGUCAGGUUACUAUGGUGUUAGAAGAUCUUUUUUAUCUGACUCGGAUUUCCACAACAGUAAACAAUUUUCAAAUGAUGGCUACCAAUCAACCCUGGCUAAACCCUUUUCCUGUGAGUCCUCUGCAAUGCAAAAUUACCCACCGAUCCUGGAUUCCUACUUUUCCGAGCCUUAUGGAGACUACCGCCCGGCAGCUCUCACCCCCAACACGAGCUCUCUCUUUGGUGCUUCGCCCUUGCCCCCGCCGCUUCUACAACCACAUUUUCCAAGUGACUCCACCCACUUCGUAUUUAGAGACUCAUGGGAGCAAACAGUGCCUGAUAGCCUUAACCAGCCUGAUGUGGCGUCUUCAGACCCACUGCAAACACUACCAGCUGGCACUAAUUGCCUUUCACCACAGGAGUCUGGAAGCCCCUCUCAACACAGAAGCUCUGGUUGGGGGGCUGCUGUCCCUGGAGCUCAGCCCUACUCACUGCAUGCCCUGGAGGACCUACAUUAUACAUCAGGUUACCCCACUCCUUCCUCCUACUCUUUCACACCUUUUAUGACAGUGACCAAUGAUUUAACUCCCAAGGUGAUUCAGCUCUCUUCAGAUGAGUCCCUGGAUACAACCUCUCUUCAUGAGAAUCUAUCCUGGACAAAGGACGAUGGGAAUGGGGUAUGGGGGUCCUAUGAAUGUCGAAGAGCUUACUGAGAAAAAAAAAAUCUCACUUGUAAUAAUAUGCUUUCAAAUACUGAUGUUUUCACUCAGUAAAUAGGUCUGUCAGUUCAUUCAAAGACUAAUUUUCAAGGGAUGUAGUAAUUGUUUUAUGUUUUUUUUAAGAAUAUCAAAAAGUCACCUGACAGUGGGACACUGGUAUAUUCACAAUGCGGUGAUACACAUCUUUAAGAUGUCAUGCCCUGGAACAUUGGCAGGCCAUCCGUGUGACUUGUACCAUAGGACUGCAGUCAACUGCAUUUUGAUACUUCUACAAUUCUAUUUUCCAAGAAAGACCUACUUCACAUUGAAUUUUGCUGUAGAAUUAGUAACUGCAUUGCAACAAAAUUUUACUAGAUAUACUCAGAAAUUUAACACUGAGAUGAAGAACCAUUUCUUGACACCAGUACUUUCAUUAAUGGACAUCAAAUCCAAUAUAUGUCAUACAACAUACUGAUUUUCAUGUUCAAUAUGUCAUAUUUGAGAGGUCCAUGUCAUUUAAUAUAAAAUAGUGUUCUUUGAAAUUGACUUCAGGAAAACCUAGAUUUAAAUCCUGCCUCUGACACUAAUUUGGGGAUCAUAGACAAGUCACUUAGCCUCUGUGGGCUUCAUGCAACUCUCUAAAGUUUACAUACUAAAUUACAGGCCAGUUGAUCUGCCCAUGUGAAGGGAGAUCUCACAUUUAAGACAUCGUUGAAAUUGAUGGUGUUGUUUUGAAGA
This is a messenger RNA of Phascolarctos cinereus (koala), 1734 nucleotides long. Lineage: Eukaryota; Metazoa; Chordata; Mammalia; Diprotodontia; Phascolarctidae. The record is from RefSeq and is a predicted model, not a curated record.